Ascochyta rabiei is the source of this 534-nucleotide messenger RNA. RefSeq lists its product as uncharacterized. The coding region runs from base 1 to 534 and encodes 177 amino acids. The record is from RefSeq and is a predicted model, not a curated record. Lineage: Eukaryota; Fungi; Ascomycota; Dothideomycetes; Pleosporales; Didymellaceae. Gene Ontology annotation, biological process: mitochondrial electron transport, succinate to ubiquinone; tricarboxylic acid cycle. Gene Ontology annotation, cellular component: membrane. The transcript has 2 exons. Gene Ontology annotation, molecular function: succinate dehydrogenase activity; electron transfer activity.
AUGGCUUCUCAGCGAGUAUUCCAGCUCGGCCUGCGCCGCGCGGCAGCCCCCAGCUUCAAGAUCGCGCCUGCUGGCCGCACCAUCCAGAAGAGGCUCGCAGCUACAGAGGCCGCCUCGCGAGACACCGCCUCCGAGAUCCUUCGCAAGCAGCGCCUCCAGCGCCCCGUCUCGCCCCACCUUUCCAUCUACAAGCCGCAAAUCACCUGGUACGCCUCGUCGCUGAACCGCAUCACGGGCAUCACGCUCUCUGGCUCUCUCUACCUCUUUGGUCUCGCAUACCUCGCCGCACCCUACACCGGAUGGCACCUCGAGACCGCCUCGAUGGUUGCGACCGUCGCGGCGUGGCCUGUGGCUGCCAAGAUUGCGCUUAAGAGCUUCUUCGCGUUCCCCAUGUUCUUCCACUCGUUCAAUGGUGUGAGGCAUCUGUUGUGGGACAUUGGCGUCGGCUUCACAAACCAGCAGGUCAUCAGGACGGGUUGGUCGGCUAUUGCUUUGACCGUCGUCACUUCGCUGUACUACGUCUUCUUCCAGUAG